Meloidogyne enterolobii is the source of this 492-nucleotide messenger RNA. The record is from the annotation of a GenBank genome assembly. NCBI's taxonomy places the organism in Eukaryota, Metazoa, Nematoda, Chromadorea, Rhabditida, Meloidogynidae.
AUGUCUAAUAAUAAACAACAAAUAUCAAAUGAUAAUGUAGACGAAAAUAAUUCAUUAACAGAUACAUUUUUAAUUGAAUUAACAAGAGGAAUAUGUUUUGCGGGAAUUCCUCAUGCAAAGGAACGUGAAAGACAACAGAAUUUACUUCAAUCUGUUCAAAUUUCUAAAAGGCUACAUAUUGCAGUCCCCAGCAACGGAUUAAAUUUGCAUUUAAAUUUAAACAACUCAAAUAUAGUACCAGAACAAAAUGAGGUACAUUUUCAAAGUGAUAUUUUAUUCAACGGAAUUCCAAUUCGAAUAAAAGGCCAAAUAAAUAUAUUAACUUUAUUUGGUGUUGCACAAUUCGAAAAAUUAGUGGCAAUUCAAAGGGGAUAUACUACAGAUAUUUUAUUAAAUGAUUGUAAAAUACCCAUGAAUAGUAUUGAAGCCGAAAGAAGGGAAAGGUUACACAAAAGAUUAUGCAGAAUACGUGAAACAUUGCUUAAACUUUAG